GUAGGUUUACACUAUUAGGAAUAAACUUUUCUGUCGAUUUGCAAGAAAUGGAAUCUUUGAACUAUUAUCCUAAAAUAAAAGAAAUUGGAAAUAUAAUCAAUAUUUGGUCUAGACAAACACUUACUCCAGUGGGAAAGAUAACAAUUAUCAAGACACUAAUUAUUUCAAAAUUAAAUCAUCUAUUUCUAACAUUACCAACACCAUGCAAUACUACUCUUAAACAACUUAUUCAUACACUAUAUUCAUUUAUUUGGGAAAACAAGCCUGACAAGAUUAAAAGAAAAAUAUUAUGUCUGGAACAUAAAUUUGGGGGGCUGAAAAUGUUAGACAUUGAAGAAUAUAUAAAAGGGUUAAAAUUAACGUGGGUCCGACGGUUGCUAAAAAACAAUACAAAACUCAAAAAACUUAUAGAAAGUACAGAAAAUAUUAAUAUUGAAGAUCUAGUAUUUCUAGGCCCACCAAACAAAUGUAAAAACCCCUUUUGGAAAGAUGUUUUUAAAGCAUGGACAGAAAUGCAAUAUAAACUUAAACCAAAAAAUGAAGAAGAAUUUUUAACAAUGGUCUUUAAGAUUAAAAAAAAAUUUGAUUGGAAAAAGGUGCAUAAUAUGUCUUUCUACACCACAAAAAGCUCUAAACUUCAUUGGUUCCAGUACAGAAUAGUGCACAGAAUCAUAGGCACAAAUGAAUUUUUAUUUAAAAUUAAGGUAAAACAAUCAGAUAAAUGUACUUUCUGUAAUGAAGCUAUUGAAGAUAUUGAGCACAUAUUUUGGACAUGCCAUAAAAUUUCAGAUUUAUGGAUUGAACUUGGUGAUUGGAUUUAUAACCAAACACAAAUAUUGAUUCCAGUUAAUAUAGAUAUUAUUUUAUUUGGAAAUUUAGGUUACAAUGGAAAUGACAGGAUAAAAAACUUAAUAAUACUCCUGACAAAAUUCUAUAUUUACAGAACUAAACUCUGUGAAAAUAUUGUAAAUUUUACAGGACUUAAAAACUACCUCAAAGAAUCUCUGGUACUAGAAAAGAAUUUAUUUUUUAAAAGAAAACCUUUCCAUAAGGCCAAUAUCUGCUGGGACCCCUGGCUUCCGAUUUUAGAAGACUAG
This is a messenger RNA of Mytilus trossulus (common blue mussel), 1097 nucleotides long. RefSeq lists its product as uncharacterized. The record is from RefSeq and is a predicted model, not a curated record. The coding region runs from base 48 to 1097 and encodes 349 amino acids. Lineage: Eukaryota; Metazoa; Mollusca; Bivalvia; Mytilida; Mytilidae. The transcript is spliced from 2 exons.